Messenger RNA from Metarhizium acridum CQMa 102, 1011 nucleotides. NCBI's taxonomy places the organism in Eukaryota, Fungi, Ascomycota, Sordariomycetes, Hypocreales, Clavicipitaceae. The record is from RefSeq and is a predicted model, not a curated record.
AUGCAGUCUGCCCUUCACCAAGUUGUCGGACCAAAAGAGGUCCAUCCAGAGAACCUUGACGGUCGCGUUGCUGUUGUCACUGGAGGAGCUUUGGGAAUUGGAUACGAGGUCAGUCGUGCGCUUGCACAUGCAGGCUGCAAAGUCAUUAUGGUCAACCGGAGCGAGGAUCAAGGCCAAGAAGCCAUCGCGGACAUAAAGAAGGACAUGCCCAAAGCGGAUAUUUCAUGGAAAGAAUGCGACUUGGGGAAUCUUUCUCAAGUGAGAACCGUCUUUACGGAGCUCCGCGAGACUCUUGAACGCCUAGACUAUCUCGUCCUGUCCGCAGGUAUCAACGCGAACCAGUACGGCUUAGAUAGCGACGGAAUCGAACGCAUUUUUGCCGUCAACUAUCUUGGGCAGUACUAUGCGACCAACCAACUUUGGCCCAGGCUCCGAAAGACCAGCUCGAUGCCAGGGGUUACAGGAUCCCGUGUAGUUGCCGUGUCUAGCAAACUGCAUCAGCAAGCGCCGACGGAGAUUAAGUUUAGUUCACUGAGAGAUAUCAACAACCCCAAUCUCAGCCCGGUAGAGUUAUAUGGCAGAAGCAAGUUGGCGCUUAUCCUGUUUGUCCGAUUUGGGUUGCUGGAACGAGUCAUUAAGCCGGCAAAGGACUCGAUAUACGCGCUGGCCGUUCACCCAGGAGCUGGGCAGGUCAACACCGCCAUGCAGGAACAAUGGAAGGAUGCCUAUCCCGGAGUUACAGGGCAGAUACUUUCAUAUGCUAUGAAGGCUAUAAGCCGAGAUCCCGAGCAAGGUUCCUACAGCACGCUUUGGGCCUUAUCAUCUUCGGAAAUCGAAGAAAAGCGCCAAAAUGGGGCCUACUUUUCGGAUCCUGGGAAGGUUGGUGAUGAAAGCCCCCAGGCAUCUGAUGCUAAAUUGGGGACUGAGCUUUGGCAGCUUAGUGAAAAUCUUGUACGAGAGAAAUUAGGCGAGAGUGCCCUCGUCUCAUGGGAAUCGAGUGGCGUAGAUUGA